UCUAAUAAUACUUAUACACAUAUCAAUAAAAUAAAUAUGUUGAGGAAAAAUACUAUACAAAGAAAAAAAACCAAAACUAACACAGUACCAGCUUUGGUCAAUAGUCGAACUAAAGUUCAGUUCAAACACAGUGUUUCUGUGAAAUUUCAGAAAAAAAUAAGAACACUAGAGCAAAUUAAUAGACAAUUAAUUGCAAAAAUUAGAAGUUUGACAAAUGAUGAACUUACUUUACAAGAUAUUAAAAUAAAAUAUUUAACACUUAAAGAAAAAGUUCUUGAAGCAGAAGAGCAAUUAUUGAUGAAUGGUAUAGAUACAUCAGAAUAUCCACUAUUUUGUAUGGAUUAUUUAGAAGAAGAUACAGAAAUAAAUAAUGAAAUUAAAUGUGAAGUAUUAUCAGAGGGCCAAUUAAAUACAGAUAAUAAAUCAAUCUAACUUGUUAAUUUUGAACUUGAACAAAAUUAUAAUAUCCAUACGUAUCCCUAGUACAGUUAUAUAGUAUGGAAUUACAAAAUAAAAAUGAAAUUGAUGUAUCAAUAUACCCUGAAAGUUAUCAUUAAGUAAUUGUAUGCAAUAAAUAUUAAAAUAUACAAAUGCCAUGUA
This is a messenger RNA of Diuraphis noxia (Russian wheat aphid), 600 nucleotides long. RefSeq lists its product as uncharacterized. The record is from RefSeq and is a predicted model, not a curated record. Lineage: Eukaryota; Metazoa; Arthropoda; Insecta; Hemiptera; Aphididae.